AGUUCCCAUGCCAUAUACUUAUUGGUCAACUCGCGUCUGCAGAUCUCAUGAUAUCUUCCUUUUUGUGUAUGUGUUUUUGUUUUCACUAAAAAAGAAACUUGUAACCCUAGAGAGGAAUCUGAGAGUGAGAAGAGGGAAGAAGAAAUUCACGGACUUUGAGAUAACGCUGGAAAAGUGAUGAAGCAGGGCGGAGGUUACGGUCACCGGAAGCGGAACGUUUGUUUCUGCGUGAUCGCCACAAUCGUCGUUAUAGUCCUUAUAAUAGUGAUUCUCGCACUCACCGUCUUUAAGGCCAAGCGUCCGGUGACAACCAUCAACGCCGUCUCCUUGAAGGACCUAGAUGUGUCGUUGAACCUCCCACGAGUCCGAGUGAACUUGAAUGUUACUCUCGAUGUCGAUCUGUCGAUCAAGAACCCGAACAAAGUCGGAUUCAAGUACAAAAACAGCACCACGCUCCUUAAUUACAGAGGGGAGCAAGUCGGAGAAGUUCCGAUUACCGCCGACAAGAUCUCGGCCGGCGAAACUAAGGCUAUGAACUUGACUCUCACGAUCAUGGCGGACAAAUUGCUCUCCAAUUCGCAGGUUUAUUCGGACGUGAUUGGCGGUGAGUUGCCUCUAUCCACUUUUUCUCGGAUCUCCGGUAAGGUUAGUAUUAUUGGUAUUAAGCUGAAAGUGGUUUCCACCACCACUUGUGAUUUCACUGUCUUUAUUUCCAAUAGAACGGUUGGUGAUCAACACUGCAAAUAUAAAACAAAAUUAUAGCUCUCUUUUUUAUUCUUAUGUACUUGAUUAUGCUAUUGCUGAUUUGCUGUCAAUUUUCCAUGUACGUACUUGUCUGAUUAUAAAUUGGUAUUGAUAAAUUUUAUUUCUUCCAUCAA
This is a messenger RNA of Tripterygium wilfordii, 878 nucleotides long. RefSeq lists its product as uncharacterized. The record is from RefSeq and is a predicted model, not a curated record. The transcript has a single exon. The coding region runs from base 178 to 762 and encodes 194 amino acids. NCBI's taxonomy places the organism in Eukaryota, Viridiplantae, Streptophyta, Magnoliopsida, Celastrales, Celastraceae.